AUGCCCGACAGCAGCACCGAAACAGGCCGAAGCCGCCAGCGUUCAUUCGACGUCAAGACAGGCUUGAAGAAGCGUCACCUGACCAUGCUUUCCAUGGGCGGCGUGCGUCGGCGCCGGUUUCUUCGUCGGGCUGAGCGGAAUCAUCAACCAGGCCGGCCCCGGCGCAGUCAUCACGUGCGCGAUCUGCGGCAUCAUCGUGUUCCUGGUGAUGCGCAUGCUCGGCGAAAUGGCCGUGGCCAAGCCGUGUACGGAUCGUUCACCGAAUACGCGCGCAUGGCGUUGGGCGACUGGGCGGGUUUCACCACUGGCUGGCUCUACUGGUAUUUCUGGGUGAUCGUCGACGUCGGCAUCGAAUCCGUCGUCGGAGCUACCCUGCUCUCCCGGUGGAUCCAUGGUGUCCCGCUCUGGCUCAUGUCAGCGGUACUCCUGUUGGUGAUGACCGGGGUCAAUCUUCUCUCCGUCAGCAACUUCGGCGAGGCCGAGUACUGGUUUGCGGGUAUCAAGGUCGCCGUCAUCAUCGGCUUCAUCGUGCUCGGCAGUCUGUUCGUCUUCGGCAUCUGGCCCGGCAGUGAAGUCGAUUUCAGCAAUCUGACCGGCCACGAGGAUUUCUGCCGAACGGCUUCCACCCCCGUACUGGUGGGCGUUGUCGCCGUGAUCUUCUCCAUGACCGGAGCCGAGCUGGUCACGAUCGCCGCAGCGGAAUCCGCCGAACCCGCCGGAGCGAUCAGGCGGGCCACGAACACGGUCGUCUUCCGCAUUCUCGCCUUCUUCGUUGUCGCCACCUUCCUCCUCGUGACGAUGCUGCCGUGGGAUUCGUUCGUCGUCGGCGAUUCUCCGUUCAUCUCCGCACUCGACCUGCUCGGCAUUCCCGGCGCCGCCGACAUUCUCAAUCUCGUGGUUCUGGUCGCUGUGCUGUCCUGCCUCAACUCCGGCCUGUACACGGCGUCACGGAUGCUCUUCGCACUCUCCGUCUACAACGACGCGCCGGCAUGGAUGACACGGACCAACAGUCGCGGCGUGCCCGUGAAGGGCGUACUCGCCUGCACCGUGGCCGGGUAUUUCUGUAUCGCGGCCGGUUACAUCUGGCCAGACACGAUCUUCCUGUUCCUCGUGAAUUCGUCCGGCGCAAUCUGUUUGUUCGUUUACAUCCUGAUCUGUGUAUCCGAACUACGCCUCCGACGCCGAUGGGAACGCGAAAGUCCCGAGAUUCUGAAAUUCCGUGUCUGGUUGUAUCCCGGCCUACCGAUAGUGGUCACCGGCCUGAUUCUCAGUGAUCCUGGUGGGAAUGGGUCUCAACGAACCGACGCGCGCGGAGUUCGUCCAAAGCCUGGUCGCGCUGGGAGUCAUCCUCGUCGCUUACAGCGUGAGAAGGUCUCGUACGCGAAAAGUCGUGUCGUUGCGACCGCCUCGAACAACGCACACAGCAGUUCGAAGAAGGCU
Mesorhabditis spiculigera is the source of this 1440-nucleotide messenger RNA. Lineage: Eukaryota; Metazoa; Nematoda; Chromadorea; Rhabditida; Rhabditidae. The record is from the annotation of a GenBank genome assembly.